Lathyrus sativus (Indian pea) is the source of this 933-nucleotide messenger RNA. NCBI's taxonomy places the organism in Eukaryota, Viridiplantae, Streptophyta, Magnoliopsida, Fabales, Fabaceae. The record is from the annotation of a GenBank genome assembly.
AUGGCUAGAUCUCCCUGCUGUGAAAAACAACAUACAAAUAAAGGGGCUUGGUCUAAGGAAGAAGAUGAACGGUUAAUAAAAUACAUCAAGUCUCACGGUGAAGGUUGUUGGCGUUCUCUUCCAAAAGCCGCGGGCUUGGCUCGUUGCGGCAAAAGUUGCAGACUUAGAUGGAUAAAUUACCUCCGACCUGAUCUCAAGCGAGGAAACUUCACUCGCGAAGAAGAUGAACUUAUCAUUCGUCUCCACGACCAAGUCGGUAACAAAUGGUCUCAAAUUGCUCAACAAUUGAAGGGAAGAACAGACAAUGAGAUCAAGAAUUACUGGAAUACACACAUCAAGCGUAAACUCUACGGCCGCGGAGUUGAUCCUUCAACACAUAAACCACUCAAACCCGCUUCCACGUCCGCCGCUGCCGGUGUUGGUGCUAGUACUUCCUCGACAACCACGGCCUCUGCCGUUGCUUCUCAAACAAAUCUUAUCAGCAAACCGACUCUGAAUCCUGUGAUCCCCACAUCCAGUGGCAGUAGCGUAAGCCACAAGAGCUUGAAUACUAAAAGCGCGUUUCCGUUAUUCAGUUUCAACGGCGGUCUGAAUAAAAAGUUAGUUGUAACUGAUUCUGGUUGUUAUGGCGGUGUUGAGGAUUCAGUUUCAAACAGUAGCAGCGGUGUAACAAUAGAGGAAACACCUUGUCCUCCUCAAAUCAACUUGGAACUUUCAUUGGCUCCACCAUUUCAGCAGUCACAGGCGGUGGCCCCGUCACAAGGUGUGUGUCUUUGUAAUCAAGCUUUACGCUUACGUGGAAACGGACCUUGCUGCUGCAUGAAUACCAGGCCUACUACGAAUGGUGUUUCUGCGGCUGCUCCACCACCUACAACAACUGGUACCGGCAAUGAUUUUUUUAGAUUUUUCGGAGCCGGAUUUAUGGAGUUUUGA